This is a messenger RNA of Coccinella septempunctata (seven-spotted ladybird), 2337 nucleotides long. RefSeq names its product TBC1 domain family member 15 (gene Tbc1d15-17). The record is from RefSeq and is a predicted model, not a curated record. The coding region runs from base 273 to 2189 and encodes 638 amino acids. Gene Ontology annotation, biological process: activation of GTPase activity. Gene Ontology annotation, molecular function: GTPase activator activity. The transcript has 5 exons. NCBI's taxonomy places the organism in Eukaryota, Metazoa, Arthropoda, Insecta, Coleoptera, Coccinellidae.
AUCCCAUCCCUAGUUGUCAACCUCCAAAUAUCUCAUAAUAACAAAAGGCGUUCUUCGUAAUCAUUUGAAUUAACAUCGUUUUCCACAAUUAUUCCAGGAAUAUAGGAAAAAGGAAUAUCAUAGACAUAGUACACAUACAUAGUCUUAACAAAGGACACUAUUAUGUCAUUAACCCGAAAAGAUUAAGUGACGUGGUUAUAUUCUAUUCUGAUUCAUUCUGCUUUUGUUUACAUGUAUCGGGUGUUCUGCUUCUGAAUGCUAUCAUAUCAAUCAUGAGUGAUAAUUCUGAAACUGAAGAUGUACAUGAACUCUUUGUACAAGAUGGAGUAUUGUUGUUUUCAGCCGCUGCUUCCUUCAUAAGCUUUGUUAAAUCUGUUGGUACAUUGAUGAUAACUGAGUAUUCUGAUGGAAAUAAAUAUAUUGAGUGGAAACCAAUAGAUGUAACUGUAGAUUCAGAUAUCCAAGAUCAGGAAUGGGCAGUAGUUAACACUGUGGAAAGACGAAUAAGAACGUUAAGUGGUUCUGUACCACCAGAGUAUAAAAAUCGAUCAAAGUACCUCAGAGUUAACUUUGAAGAAAUAAAAAGCUUCAGAGUUUCUGACAAAAAUAGGAGGCUAACUUUCAAUGAUGGAAAAUCAGAGCAAAUUUGUACUUAUCUAUUUCAACAUGGUAAUUGUGAGCAUUUCGUGAAUUUUUUGAAAUCUCUAGUACAGACAAUUCCUUCGAGAAGAGAUAAGCAUCUAUUAGUUGUCCUGGAUAAAACCAAUCCUGAAUUUGAGAAAAUGGAUAGAUCCUUUGCCGAAUUGAAUGUUUAUACAGACAGCCCUUGUGUUUGGAAAUUAUGGGAUGAUUUUCAGGAGAGGCCUAUGGUCGCUACUUUUGAGGCUUUUGCUAAGAUCACAGAUUUAGUUUAUAGGAGUCCGGAACAAAGGGAGCUCAGUGAUGACGUUAAGGAAAUUCUUAAUAAAAGCAUAACUGAAUGUGGAAGUACCUCUACCAGUCAUUCGCAAGGUGACUAUGAAGUGAUAGAUGUGCCUCACUUACCAAAGCGGAGAGAUUUUCCUAGAGGAAAACCUUUGACAUUAGACCAAUGGCUUGGGGUACAAGAUCAUGAGGAAAGAAUUGAAGACUCUGAAUGCUUAAAACUCAUAAUAUUUCAAGGGGGGAUAACACCUUCAUUAAGAAAAGAGGUUUGGAAAUAUCUUUUGGAUUACUACCCUUGGAACUGUUCAAAGGCUGAACGCCAAAAAUUAAUAUCACAAAAGAAUGACGACUACUUCUCCAUGAAAUUACAGUGGAAGACAAUGACUAAGACACAAGAAGACAAUUUCACAGAUUACAGAGAAAGAAAAUCACAAAUAGAAAAAGAUGUCAGUAGAACAGAUAGAACAAUAGACUUUUAUGCGGGUGACAAUAACCCUAACCUUCAAAUUCUUAAUGACAUCUUGAUGACAUAUGUUAUGUACAACUUUGAUCUAGGUUAUGUUCAAGGAAUGAGUGAUCUUCUCGCUCCAAUUCUACACUUGAUGCAGAGUGAAGUUGAUGCUUUUUGGUGCUUUGUGGGAUUCAUGAACAAAUUGAGUUCGAAUUUUGAUGCGGAUCAAAAUGGAAUGAAAGAACAGCUGAGUAAUUUAUUCACACUUAUUGCCUUUAUAGAUCCAGAUCUUGCCUCUUAUUUCAAUAAUCACGAUUCAGGAAAUAUGUUCUUCUGUUUCCGCUGGUUGUUAGUUUGGUUUAAAAGAGAACUUAGUGAAGAAGAUUGUAUGUCACUUUGGGAGGUCCUCUGGACAGGUUUUCCUUGUGAGAAUUUCCACCUGUUACUUUGCUGUGCCAUUCUCACCCAAGAGAAGCAAACUCUGAUGGAAAACAAUUAUGGAUUCACAGAUAUACUAAAGCACAUCAACGACCUCUGUGGAAGAUUGAAUGUUGAGAAAAUCCUGAAUGAUGCCCAGGCAAUUUACUACCAAAUAAAGGAAUCAAAGCAAUUGAACGACAUUGUAAGACUUCUGUUGGGACUUCCAAUAUCAGGAAAUAGUUUGUCAGAUAAUCAUGAAACUUCACCAUUCGAGGAAAAUAUGAGCACUUGCAAUGGAUCGACCAGCAUGCAGAGACAAGGCUCACAAGAUAGUGUGAGAAUAAGUCCUGAUGAAAAUAGUUUUGAAAAGUGUAUUUCAUCUAAUUUCUUAUGAUGAAAUAUUUUUAUGAUCAAGCAGCUUGUAUAAAAUUAUUCUCUUGUUUUAAUAGGAAUUUUGAAUUAUCAAAAAAUAUUACAUAUAUGAAUUUCACAAAGCUAAUGGUUUUUAUGUAUUCACUUCAAUAAAGUUUAUAAAAAAAUUA